Nezara viridula (southern green stink bug) is the source of this 2452-nucleotide messenger RNA. The record is from the annotation of a GenBank genome assembly. NCBI's taxonomy places the organism in Eukaryota, Metazoa, Arthropoda, Insecta, Hemiptera, Pentatomidae.
GUUUAUUUAUAAACCACAUGUGUCUAAUUUAUUUAAAACAUUUUUUUUUCUGUGAAUAUUUAAAUCGUACUUAAGAAUGCCUUUUCCAGAGAAUUUCGUUACUGAAAUAUUUUUCCUCAAGUAGUUGCGGCUUGAGGAAUACUUUUGUAGGAUGUUGUUAAAUAAUGAAAUUGAGUAAUGAAGGAGCAGUGUACAUUGUAAUAUAUAUAUCGCUUAGCUUUCAUGAAACCUCCUGUCUUUAUGAUGAAAGCGAUGAUUACUUUGACUCCGAUUUAAUACCUUUUCUAUCGAUUAGUACAGAAAAAGCACCUAGAUCGAUUAUAAAUGACAGUUUUAAAAGUUGUCAAACGACCUUAGAAACCAACAUUCAAAAUCAUUAUGAUACUGUUACCGCAAUACCAACAAGACAGAAUUCUACUCCAAAUAUUGCAAGAAACGUUUUACAGUCUGAAUCAAACAACCCACUAACCGCCUUAUACAAAGUACUUCAAGAAAAUAUUACGGCCGAUUCAAAACCAAAUCAAGGCACAGAGAGUGGAAAUACUUUAAAGAAUGAAAACAAUGAAUUUCUCAGAAAAAAAGUAAACAAACAGUUUUCAAAAUAUACUACUUGCAAUUCGAAACGAAUGGAAAAAAUAGAUGUCUUAAGCAAGACGAAAUCUGAAGAAAGUGGCAAAGAUGAUUUUAAUGAAUAUAUAUUUUCGAAUUUUUUUGAUUCUUUACUGUCGAUGGUGAGUUAUAUAAAUCCAAAUCUUCUAAAUGUUCUGGAUGCAAACAUAAAAAAGUUUCAAAUGUAUAAUGUUAUAAAAAGGGAUUCUAUAAAUAGCAUUUCUUCCGAUGAUAGUGACGAAAGUUGCAGUACAUUGAAGACUAUGUUGUGUAAUUGCGAUUACUGUAGAACUGGAAAGCCGGAUACAGUUCUCUAUAUUGUAUCGGGGAAGAAGUUAAAUAAUAGCAUUACUUACCAUAAGCUGACGUCAAUUAAUCGUUCGAAGCCAAAAACGUCAUACAGAUAUCAGCUACGAACAACCGAUGAUAACGGUUCCAAUUGUUCUUAUCAGCUUAUCCAUCUUCCAGCGAAUUACAAGGAACUUAGUAUGGGUGCUAAAACAAAUAAAAAAAUCGUCAAUAGCAACCAAAAGACGAGUGCUUUCCAUACCCAACCGUCUAUGAAGACAGCACCUGUUUCCCGAAAUCUGGAUAUUAAAGAUAUCUCACCUUAUAAGGGGCUCAAGAACUUCAAGGGACUUUAUAAAACUUCAAAUGCCAAAGUUAGUGGUUCGGUAAAGGUACCGUUAAAAUUAAUUGAACCUAGAAGUCAUAAAUACAAACCUAUUUUUUUUUUUGAAAAUAACCCAUUCAUAAAAGAAACCGACUCAAAAAUUAAGAACGAAAACCAUGACGAAACAGAUAAUAACAAAAACCGUAUUGAGCCACUGCAUUUUUUUUACCAAUCAACAACAAAAUCCAUAGAAUUCAGUGACUAUUAUGAUAGGAACAAGAGUGAUGUCAAUAAAAAACAAGAAAGUUUAUUCUGCGAUGAAGCAAAAAAUCCAUCUACUUUUAGAAAUUUGAACAGAUCCUCGAACGUCACCAAGAUAAGUAAAAUUUCUAUGAACACUUCAGAAAAAAUACCUGAAACAAAUAGCAACCGAUCACCAGUAAAAAAUAUCAGGGAAAAAAAUGUUAGUAACGAGAAAAUAGACGCGCAAGAACCUAACUUAAGUAGAAUUGAAAAUGUGGAAUUCUUAACCACUGAAGCGAACAUUAUCACAUUUCAUCCAGGUUCUUCAAAAGGCAUAACUGAAGAUAAUUAUUUAAAAAAUGCAUUUCAUAAAAAAAAUUUCAAGAAAAUCUCGAAAGCUGCUUUAAAUGAUAAAACUUUAAAGUUUUUAAGCCCACUAACAAGAGCCUUUUUUGAGAUUCAUCCUGUUAUAAAUAAAAAUGAUAAAUAUACACCAAAAUAUUCCACCGAACCCUUGGAAAAAUCGUUAAUAGGAAUUAUUGAUAAAUUGUUGGAUAAAGUAGAAGCUCUGAAUGUUACUGGAGCAGAAUACAUAGAAACAACGACAGAUAGUACAAUACAAAUAAGUAAUGGUGGAAAUAAUAUCAGUAAUACAGAUGACUUUAGGAAUAGUUCUUUAGGGACGAAGCCCGAUAAGAAUGAAUACUCGACAGAUAUAAGCGAACAAUUAAAUUUGUGUGAUUCCAUGUUCAGUGCUACAUCUUCAACAGUACAACCAAGCGCCAUUACCGCCAUUGUAACGGCGACAGUAGCGUUAAAUACCUCUGUUAAUAAAAUAGAAAAUUAUGUAAACUAUGAUUUAUAUUUAAGAAAUUUGAUUGGCGAGUCUAACAUUGAUGAUAAAAUAAUGUGUUCAUAAGACACCAUUUUCACUUAAGUACUUAGAUUUGUGUGUGCAUUUAAAGCUUUAUUGUUGGUUGGAAAAUU